AAGCGGCAAUUUGUUUUUUCUUUCCCGGAACGUUCCGGGUGUAGCAGAGGCCCAUUUUCUCAGCUGGCGAAAAUGGAAAUUUCUCCGAAUGGUUCGGAAUGUUCAGUUAUCCAUUUUCCAGCUGGUGGAAGUGGCAAACUUGCUUUUUCUUUUCGGAAGGUCCGGGAGUUGUGAUGGUCCACUUUUGCCAACUGGAAGAAAUGUCAAUCUACUUCCCCCUUGCCGAAAUGGUCCGGGAGGAUUGAGUGACCACUUUUCCAGCUGGCAAAAGUGGCAAUCCAGUUCCCGCUGUGUCUCAAGAUGCAAAAGCAAAGGAAAAACUUCCUCCUCCAACAAAUUUUGCCCCAUCCGGAAUCCGGAUUGUCCGGCAGGUACAAACUUGGCCGGAUAAACAUUUCAUUCUUUGUUUUUGGAAGUCCGGAAGGUGCAACGAUCGUUGGAGGAGGAAUGUAUGUCUUUUGCUUUUGCAUCUUCCAGACGGUCCGGAAGGUGCAAAACCGGACGAAGGUGAGAAGUCAACCUUUGUUUUUGGAAAUUCCAGAUUGGUUGGAAGAUUCAAACGCAAAUGAAGACCUUACUCCUCCAAAUUAUUUUGCAACUCCCGGACAAUCCUUGUAGACUUUACGGAUGGUAUUAUUUAAAUUAAUUUAUAUUUAUUAUAUUUCUUAAAUCGAAGCGGCUAAGCCUUCAUCACCAAAUCCCCCGGCCCCAAUCGAAUUCGGCUCAAGCAAAUCGAUUUCCCCGAUCGGACAACCUCCAGCUCAUUCCAAUUAAUCGCGCCCACUUAAUCCGCGACAGUGACAAUAUCAACAACUGCCUUCGUUUCCAGCAGCAGCACCGGUCCAGUCGACAGCGGAACACCAACCUUUUCCGCUUCUUGCUCUUCAGCGGCAGCAGCCGCAGCGGCCAUCGCCCAGCAACUGCAGUCCAAGAUCAACAACAACUUUCUUGCGAAUUGGGGAGGCGCACGAAUACUCGCUGUUUAACGAUUCGAGUGGUGGUGCUGGAGCCGACGGAAGUGGCGCCGGAAAUCAUUACGGUGGUCUCUAUGUCACCACCAUAAGUCACGGUGUGGUUGGUUUAGGGCAUCACGGGUCGUCCACCAUCAGGCGUUGGAGGCGGGGACGGAGGAGGUAGGGAUCGAGGAAAUGGAACCGGCGGAUCAAAUGGUGUCGCCUAAGCGUUUGUGCUCGAUAACGACCGCUGCAGGUUGGGUGAAUGCCUUGGAAGCACAGCCGACGCCUGUACAAGCACCGUUGCUGCAUGAGAUGCCCAGAAAUCGUUCCGUGUUUGGAAGGGGAUUGGAUGACUUGGCGGGACCGAGGGCGAGGACUUGUGCGCUUCACGUUGGCCUGACCAGUUCAGACGUUUGUCGGAUGAUGCUGCAACUGCGGAUACUCGUGGUAUCGAUGACCGCUUUAGCAUUUCGGUUCUCAUCAACUUCCGUAGGCGUAGACAACAGGCGGAUGCCGGUUGCCGGUCAGCUCCAAAUCAUCGAGCAACUCGACGACACCACCUUCCGGAAAUUCGCAACCCAGUCUGCGCAGCAACAACAACAGCAUUCUCAUCCGAUGAUCACAUGCAGCGACAGAUACAGCAACAACAUCAGCAACAAUCUCAAUCUGGGCUGUACUCUUCGUCAUCAAACUUCCAAAGCAGUCGAGUCCACCGCUGAGCGGGCUACCAUCCGCCCCACAUUUCCGGAUUGAACCCGAAAGCCUCGGCCUUUUCGGCACUUCCACCUUCGCAGAACCAUCAAUGAGGCAGCGAAGGGAAGCAAACUGCCCUCGUCGACCCAGUUCGGUAACUUGUUCCACCAAAAUCAAUCUCCCGGACCGCCACCCUCGGGAUCACACCCUGCCGCAGCAGUCGCAUGCAUAUGUGGCGGAGGAAGUGGCAGGAACCGACCUGGCCCACCACUAAUAGCGUGGAAAGGAGUACGAUGGGAAGGCGAUGGUGGAGGAGCAAUUCAGCGGUCAAACAGAACGAGUCAGAAAUGUAUUGAUUCAAUAUAAAUGCGUCUGGGAAUAAAACAAAAAAAGCAAGAUAAUUGUUUCCUCAACCUUUAUUUCCGAAAUCAAUCGUAUUUAGUUAUGAACAGGCUUUUUUAAGGCAUUUAAAACAAAAAAAAAAACAAAAAAAUCCCGGUUGUAUCAAACUACUCAUUUUGCAGUUCGAGCGCUAAACUUAUUUAUGAGUUUCAGCAUUAAACUCAUAAAUGAAUUCCUCCACGCAUGGUCCAAAAUGAGUGAAUCGAACUUGAUUUUGAGUACAUCCAGCUGACCGUGUGGAACUGCCCUGUGCAUUCUGGAGGGUGCGUUUUGUUUGACAGUGACAGAUGGAAAAAGGCUUGUUGACGUUCAGUUGACGAUCAAAAAUGUGAAAUGGUGCUUGGAAGCUGGGUGAAAAGACGAGACUAGUGAAGGCGGUUGAACGUUAGGAUUGGGCGCAAAUUGCGGUUUAAGUUGGAGUGCGGAGGCUUUGCUGGUCAGGUUGGUCGACGAGAACCGAGUGAGUGGAACAAAGUGGUGAAGAAGAUGCCACUGAGAAACAAGAUUUUAAGCCGGAAGAAGACUGCGUCAUACUGCGUACGUUCCGGAACACGGUUAAGACUUCUAGUACUUUCCGCCUAACCUGCCCGGGCGAAUCUCGUGGGUGCCUGCUUAAAGGUUCUCGGCAAUUUCGCAGUGCUACACGAUUGAAAAAUUCCUGAAGAAAUACCCGGACGCCACCCUGCUGGACGUUACCCGCAAGGAGAAACGCCUGUCGAGCGCCAUGACGAAAAUUUGAUGCAAAUCAUGGUCGAAACACGCAACAGGCAAGGCAAGGCGGACAACGAGCAAGAGGAGGAGCCCGUCGACGUCAAGCACAACUCGGGAACCGUUGCCGGCGUAGCCGGGUUUCUUCCUCAGAAUCUUCAAGCUGGAACACCACGACCACUUUUCUUCACUCCGAACGGCAAAAUAGUCUUUUCCUCUUCCGGUUCUUCACUUGGUUUGACAGCGACAACGAAAUGUCAACAUGACAAAACAGAUGUCUUGGAGAAGUGAAAACGGGUGUCAACUUAUUUGGCAUAAUCUUGGAAUUUAGAAAAAAAAGAUGCUGAUGCUGAUGCGAAAUAAAAAUCAUUUAAUCUUAUUUUAAAAAAAA
Culex pipiens pallens (northern house mosquito) is the source of this 3150-nucleotide messenger RNA. RefSeq lists its product as uncharacterized. Bases 1149 to 1709 code for a protein of 186 amino acids. Lineage: Eukaryota; Metazoa; Arthropoda; Insecta; Diptera; Culicidae. The record is from RefSeq and is a predicted model, not a curated record. The transcript has 4 exons.